Messenger RNA from Drosophila willistoni, 1843 nucleotides. RefSeq names its product transcription initiation factor IIB (gene TfIIB). Gene Ontology annotation, biological process: transcription preinitiation complex assembly; transcription initiation at RNA polymerase II promoter. Gene Ontology annotation, molecular function: RNA polymerase II general transcription initiation factor activity; TBP-class protein binding. The coding region runs from base 95 to 1042 and encodes 315 amino acids. The transcript is spliced from 4 exons. Gene Ontology annotation, cellular component: transcription preinitiation complex; nucleus. Lineage: Eukaryota; Metazoa; Arthropoda; Insecta; Diptera; Drosophilidae. The record is from RefSeq and is a predicted model, not a curated record.
UUAUUGUUUGUUUGUCCAUCUCUAAGGCAACCAUAUUUUCUAAAAUAUUAACAGAAGGAAAUAAUAAAUUAAACAGACACAGAUAAAAAUAUAAAUGGCUUCAACCUCUAGACUUGACAACAACAAGGUGUGCUGUUAUGCACAUCCUGAAUCACCAUUAAUUGAGGAUUACAGAGCUGGUGACAUGAUAUGCUCCGAGUGCGGAUUGGUUGUUGGAGAUCGCGUAAUUGAUGUCGGAUCAGAGUGGCGAACAUUUAGUAAUGAAAAAAGUGGCGUGGAUCCUAGUCGUGUCGGUGGCCCUGAAAAUCCACUUCUCAGUGGCGGGGAUUUAUCUACCAUUAUUGGACCAGGCACUGGCUCUGCAUCGUUUGAUGCCUUCGGUGCUCCUAAAUACCAAAAUCGCCGUACAAUGAGCAGUUCAGAUCGUUCACUGAUAUCAGCAUUCAAAGAAAUUUCAUCGAUGGCAGAUCGCAUUAAUUUGCCCAAAACAAUUGUGGAUCGGGCCAAUAAUCUAUUCAAGCAGGUUCACGAUGGUAAAAAUCUGAAAGGUCGUUCGAAUGAUGCAAAGGCUUCGGCUUGUUUGUAUAUUGCAUGCCGCCAGGAAGGAGUGCCACGCACAUUUAAAGAAAUAUGUGCCGUCAGCAAAAUAAGCAAGAAAGAAAUUGGCAGAUGCUUUAAAUUAACAUUAAAAGCUUUGGAAACAAGCGUGGAUUUGAUCACAACUGCCGAUUUUAUGUGCCGCUUUUGUGCUAAUUUAGAUCUACCAAAUAUGGUUCAACGUGCUGCCACACACAUUGCCAAAAAGGCAGUCGAAAUGGAUAUUGUACCCGGCCGAUCGCCUAUAUCUGUUGCAGCGGCUGCAAUUUACAUGGCGUCACAAGCAUCCGAGCAUAAGCGUAGCCAAAAGGAAAUCGGUGACAUUGCCGGUGUCGCUGAUGUGACCAUUAGACAGUCAUACAAAUUAAUGUACCCACAUGCAGCGAAAUUGUUUCCAGAAGAUUUUAAGUUUACUACACCGAUUGAUCAAUUGCCACAAAUGUAGAUCGUUUCGCCAAUUCAAAACAUUUUUUAUUAUAAAGUAUAAUUUUCACAUUCAAUGAAAUGUGGCUCCGUCAAGAAAGAAAAAUAUAUAAUCAUAAUAAUUAGUUAUGAGAAUUUACGAUUUUAUGUAUAAAACAAAAACAAUGAAAUGUAUGUAAAUAUUUAUAGUACCGAAAGUGAUCAAAUUUUUUUUUUCAUUUUGCAACUUUUUUUGGAAUUUCUUUAUAAAUAACCACAAAUAAGCAGUUCCUGCUAAAUUUUCAGUAGUAGAGCUAAGUAAAAUGAAAUAUUUUGUCAAAAUGAGUUAGAAAAAAAGUGUAACUAUUUUCGCAUAAAUAGAAUUACUUUAAGAUCAACUAUCACAUUUUGUUUAAAUUUUCGAAAAGAUAAUUUCCAAUUCUCAUUCAACAUUGCCUUCGGGCUAUAUAUUUUUGUCGAAUGCAAUGACAACCCUGUUUCUUAAAGCUAUUUGAGAAGUGCGCCUGCGCUAAAACUGAAAUUAUUGUGAGCGUUCCAUUGCUCCUUCGUUCCGUUCCUGGACCAUUGUCAAUGUCAGACAGCAAAAUAUUUAGUAAAUUAAAUAGGAUUCUUUUCAAAUUGGCCGAUUUGUUAGCUAGUAGUAUAUAGGAAGUAGUGAAUUUGUAAACGCCUCUACCCUAUGAGGAUUGUUAAAAAUCAAAAUUGAAAUUCAAUCAGAGCAAAAUCCGCUUCGCUUUUUUAUGCAUAGUAUCUAUAUAUACAUACACCUAAAUAUACUUAUAGUUUAACUCAAAAUAAUAAAAUCAACAGAAAUUAAGCAAAA